Molecule: messenger RNA, 210 nt
Organism: Penicillium concentricum
Lineage: Eukaryota; Fungi; Ascomycota; Eurotiomycetes; Eurotiales; Aspergillaceae
Exons: 2
Coding region: 1-210 (69 amino acids)
Source: RefSeq, a predicted model, not a curated record
AUGCCUGUCUUAUCCUUUUUUUUUAACUGUCUUUUGCAGCUCUCUCUCUCCUCUGCUGCUCCAAUUUCCCUGCGUCCCCGGGACCAGGAAGAGUCCGUGUCGGCUGAAAUUUUCCGGCUCGUGAAGGAGGGGAUCGGUAUAGCCAAACGAAUGGCCAUGACCGUUUUGUGGGUAGAGUUCUGCUUCUUUCUCGUUUUUGGGACGCGGUGA